Molecule: messenger RNA, 1860 nt
Organism: Morchella sextelata
Lineage: Eukaryota; Fungi; Ascomycota; Pezizomycetes; Pezizales; Morchellaceae
Exons: 2
Coding region: 1-1860 (619 amino acids)
Source: RefSeq, a predicted model, not a curated record
AUGCCCCCGAUACCGCACAGCGACCAAGAGCUCUCCCCCCAUCUCGAGUACUACCAAGACAUUCCGCGCGAGAAGCGCGUCCUCAAUCGUGGAGCCUUUGUACUCCUCCAGCUUAAUACCAGUACCCACUCUACUAAAUUCGACUCUGAUGCCGUGAAACAUUUCAGAGUACACCCUCCUACUCCCGCCCCUACUCGUAGAAAAUUAAUACUCUCAGCCCUGACCCGCUCGCACGGCCGCGGUGGUAACGAUGCUCAUGAUGGUGCCAGAACGAUGUUCCACCUGCCGCCGGAGAUCACGUACCAGGUUUUGUCGUAUCUUAAAGCGCUCGACGAACAGCGCUUGCCCAGCGACCCAAUGCACCGCACCUACUGCUCCCUCUGCUACCUCAAAAACCUCCACAGCAUCGCACUGGCCUCCCGCUCCUGGAACGGCCCCGCCACGGAGCUGCUCUACACAACGCUCAAGCUCUCCCUCGACGACGUAUGCGAGUACCACAACCGCGGCAUCGCCUGGGGCGACGGGAAAUACUGGUGGGCGCGCCGCACCACAUACCUCUCCCAGCGCUACCUCAAGCCGCUUCUCCGGACACUCACGGCGCGCCCGCAGCUGGCGUGUAUGUUCCGCGUGCUGGAGAUCGACAUGCACCACCGCAUAUCGCUGGACUACCAGCACCUACCGCUGUGGACAAAGUUGAUAUCGUUAUGCUCGGGGCUGGCGAGGGUCGUCGGGGACCCGUGUAUAUUUUUUGCGCCACUGGACCCGUACCUGGAGUCGCUGAAGCAGGAUGCGCUGAACUUUAUGUCGCGCGGGACGCUGUAUCGCGGGCGGCAGACGCGGGUGCUGACACAGCAGAGGAAGUUGUGGAAGGUGCUGGCGGCGCAUGGAGCGUGGGUGGAGUGGUCGUGGGUAUCCAGUUGUAUGGACAUUCGGGUGCCGGCCUUUCGGAGAUUCCACAUGGGCUGGCAGGCGCUGCGGCGGCUGGAGAUCUGCCAGUUCUAUUACCCCCGUGCGAUGGCGGAGGAGAGCGGAGAGGCGGAGAAGGAGGGCGGGAGGGCGAUUGCAUGCCUGGGGGUGCUGGAGUCGCUGUCGCUGAAGAGCUCGACGCUGCGGGUGCUGCGGUGCGUGCCAAAGGGGAGGCUGACGGAGCUGGGCGUGGAGAUUGACAUCGGAGAUCGGGCAGGCCCGCUCCGGCAAGAGCUGACAGAGCUGUGGGUGUGGCUGAAGGCGGACGCGGAGGGCGGGUCGAAGCUGCGGAGCUUUUCAAUAUCCAGCGAGGGCCACUACGCACACAUCAUGGAGAAAUGGCUCCCCCGGACACUGGCCCUCAUGCCGGAUCUCCACAGCCUGAGCAUAUCACUGCGCUACAGGCCCGACCCCGGCAUCAUCAUGCUCAACAAGGACGAUGCGUCCAUGGCUGAUCUCGCGCCGUGGCAGGCGGCAUUCCCGCCCGGCACGAAACUGCAGAGACUGGUGUUUUUCUGCCCGGGCUGGUCGCACAACAAGAUGCUGCUCAAGAUCAUGCGGCGGGGGGAGGUCUGGCCGGCGCUGAGGGAGAUGGAGUACUGUCCGAGCACGGUGGUGACGGAGAUUAAUGUGGCCGAGUUCUUGGGGACGCCGAUUACGGUGAGCAAAGCAAAGACAAGACAGGAGGGCACGGUGGUGGACAGCGAGUUGAAGAUGGAGUGUCAUCGGAGGGGGAUGGCUGGUGUUAAUGAUUGGGCUGCCAGUGGUGGUGGUGGUGGUGGUGGUGGUGGUGGUGAGGAUGGGGUUGCACGUGUGGGCACGGGCACGGGUGCGGGUGCGGGAACGGGUGUGGAGGUGGGGCGGGUGCGCAUGAGGAAGGUGGGGUGGCAGUGA